Messenger RNA from Apodemus sylvaticus (European woodmouse), 1938 nucleotides. Its product is annotated as cell surface glycoprotein 1-like. Lineage: Eukaryota; Metazoa; Chordata; Mammalia; Rodentia; Muridae. The record is from RefSeq and is a predicted model, not a curated record. Bases 1 to 1938 code for a protein of 645 amino acids. The transcript is spliced from 5 exons.
AUGGAUUCUGCUCCUAGAGAUGGUAAUGGUGUGAAGAUGAUGGUGGAUACAGCAAUCAUGCUGACCUGGGUGCCAGGGCCUUACAUACUUUCCAUAAACUUUUCCUUGUUCCCAGAAGAUGCAGACUGUUAUCGCAAUGCCCAAAGCUCUGGGGCUUUCCUGGCCAGCAUGGUGGAGUGUGAGGUAGAACAGAGCGUGGUCUCUUUGUCCCUGGACACUGGUGACUUCUACACGGUUAUUACUGUAGAGAUCUAUGGUUGUAGUAAUCACAUUUGCGUCCUGUCUCCCUCAGCCACGCUUCCAUCUGACAGGGCCACAGUGAGUGCCCCUCAGCGCUCCACACCCAUCAGUGCCCCUCGGCGCCCCACACCCAUCAGUGCCCCUCGACGCCCCACACCCAUCAGUGCCCCUCAGCUCCCCACACCCAUCAGUGCCUCUCAGCGCCCCACACCCAUCAGUGCCCCUCGGCGCUCCACACCCAUCAGUGCCCCUCAGUGCUCCACACCCAUCAGUGCCCCUCGGCGCCCCACACCCAUCAGUGCCCCUCGACGCCCCACACCCAUCAGUGCCCCUCAGCUCCCCACACCCAUCAGUGCCUCUCAGCGCCCCACAACCAUCAGUGCCCCUCGGCGCUCCACACCCAUCAGUGCCCCUCAGUGCUCCACACCCAUCAGUGCCCCUCAGCGCCCCACACCCAUCAGUGCCCCUCAGUGCUCCACACCCAUCAGUGCCCCUCAGCGCCCCACACCGAUCAGUGCCCCUCGGCGCUCCACACCCAUCAGUGCCCCUCGGCUCUCCACACCCAUCAGUGCCCCUCGACACCCCACACCCAUCAGUGCCCCUCAGCGCCCCACACCCAUCAGUGCCCCUCAGCGCCCCACACCCAUCAGUGCCCCUCGACACCCCACACCCAUCAGUGCCCCUCAGCGCCCCACACCCAUCAGUGCCCCUCAGCGCCCCACACCCAUCAGUGCCCCUCGACACCCCACACCCAUCAGUGCCCCUCGGCGCUCCACACCCAUCAGUGCCCCUCGACACCCCACACCCAUCAGUGCCCCUCGACACCCCCACACCCAUCAUGCCCCUCGGUGCUCCACACCCAUCAGUGCCCCUCAGCGCCCCACACCCAUCAGUGCCCCUCAGCGCCCCACACCCAUCAGUGCCCCUCGGCGCUCCACACCCAUCAGUGCCCCUCGGCGCUCCACACCCAUCAGUGCCCCUCAGCGCCCCACACCCAUCAGUGCCCCUCAACGCUCCACACCCAUCAGUGCCCCUCAGCGCCCCACACCCAUCAGUGCCCCUCAACGCUCCACACCCAUCAGUGCCCCUCGGCGCUCCACACCCAUCAGUGCCCCUCAGCGCCCCACACCCAUCAGUGCCCCUCAGCGCCCCACACCCAUCAGUGUCCCUCAACGCUCCACACCCAUCAGUGCCCCUCGGCGCUCCACACCCAUCAGUGCCCCUCAGCGCCCCACACCCAUCAGUGCCCCUCAGCGCCCCACACCCAUCAGUGCCCCUCGGCGCUCCACACCCAUCAGUGCCCCUCAGCGCCCCACACCCAUCAGUGCCCCUCAGCGCCCCACACCCAUCAGUGCCCCUCAGCGCUCCACACCCAUCAGUGCCCCUCAGCGCCCCACACCCAUCAGUGCCCCUCAAAGCUCCACACCCAUCAGUGCCCCUCAACGCUCCACACCCAUCAGUGCCCCUCGGCGCUCCACACCCAUCAGUGCCCCUCAGCGCCCCACACCCAUCAGUGCCUCUCAGCGCCCCACACCCAUCAGUGCCCCUCAGCGCUCCACACCCAUCAGUGCCCCUCAGAGCUCCACACCCAUCAGUGCCCCUCAGAGCUCCACACCCAUCAGUGCCCCUCAGAGCUCCACACCCAUCAGUGCCCCUCAGAGCUCCACACCCAUCAGUGCCCCACCACCAAACUCAUAA